AACACAACCUCCCCUCUGGACUUCACUUCACAACAGCAACAAACUCUUGGUAGGGCCUCUGGUCUGUGGGCCGCUCCCAGCUGGGUUUGGGAAGCUCCCCUGACUAGAGCGGCAGGGUCAACCCUUUUGUGAAGUUUUGUUGUGGAUCUGAAUGGUGUGACGGUAUUAAAACUGACAGAGAAGAGCAGGCUUUGUUUGGAAUGGGACGCUAAGCAGCCAGGAUGGAGGGGGCUGAAGAGGAAAACUUUUCUGAUCCAAAUGUCGUGGAUCCAGAGGAGAUGGAAGUCUCCACGGAGCUGGUCCUCCUGUCCUCCGACAAACGCUUUGGCUUCUCUGUCAUGGGCGGAGCUGACGAGGGCUUCUCUCCCAGAGUUGACGAAAUCGCUGCAGGUUCCCCAGCUGACCGUGCAGAUCUAGAAGUCGGGGACGAGAUUCUUGAGGUGAACGGGGAGUCUUUGGAGAAUGCCACACACUCGGAGAUAAUCGCCCACAUUCACAAGUGCAUAAAAUCUAGAACGAUAUGUCUGCGUGUCAAGAGGCGCAACGGACUUCCACCUGAUCUUACAGAAUCCAGUAAUUCCAUACAACAGGCAUAUGUGAUUGCAGUUGAGGACCAGGCGAAAGAGCGGCUAGAGCGGCUAGCCGAGAGGAACAGGGUGAAGCCCAUUGAUAUGACCAACAUGCCCGAACUGACUGACAAGUCCAAGUCGGACAUGAACGGUGUUGUGGACAGCCCAGUCUACGUUGCCAGCAUUCCCAAAAACGGACUCACGAACGGGGAUCCCACGCUUCACGACGGAGGCAGCCCGGUGGAACUCUUGCACAGAAAGGACAUUGUGGACGAUCCGAUCAUCAGUCCGGUGAAGAAGGACUCUCAGAAGCUUGUGCUGGACUACGGGAAACUGAACGGGCCCAACGGUGCAAUUGUGAACGGUAACGGUGAGCCCAGGGCAAACGGACCCACAUCAUUGCACCACGACGAAACAGACUUGAACGGGGACACAGACCCGUUCCAGGAGUCGAGUAGCGAUACAACCCUCCCGAGCAAUAACUCCACGAUGAGCUCAGACUCUACCGCACAAAUGAACGGACCCAUGGUGACGGUGAACCAUGUCCCCAGUAAUAACGUACCUCGAGAAGUGCCAGUUGAUUGCCCGCCGAACUUUGUCGCCCAAAGCGGGAUGAAGGACCCUCCCCCUGCAUACACGCACCCUUCAUCAGAGGCAAGCACCCCAAUAAACACCCCCCAGACGCCUCCACCCACCCCCAUCCAUCCCCCAGAUCCAAAGGAGACGCAGGACAACACGAACAUGGAUCUGGCAGGGGCUGCCAUCGCAGCAUCGUCUCUCCCUGCGAGUAACUCUCCGGUGCCGCGCGGUGGGCCGGGGAUGGGGAGUGCACGGUUCCGUCAGCACCAGGAGGAGGUGCGGAGGAGGAGGGAGGAGGAGGAGCGACGAACACGGGAGGCAGAGCAGCUGGUGAGAGAGGGUUCCAUCAGGAUGAGGAAGCUGGAGGAGAACCCAGUACCACUGCUGGAGGAGAAGAAGCUGGAAGGGGUGGAUAACCCGCUGUUUGAGGAUGAUGAUGCUGGAUCAGUGCCUCCGAAACCAGGCAGUGAAGCAAGGAAAUCUGUCGAACUGGACGAGCUGUUCUCCUCCCUGGGGCACAUCCAGGGCAAGCUCAACUCCAGGGAGGCGGACGACGUCGCAUUCCUCAAGAACCUGUUCCACGACAGCGACUUCCAGACCGCUGUUCGCAUCCACAACCUGGUGUCAGACGUCUACGACAAGCCAGAACCACCGGUCCCCGUAGCCACGAAUGCAGUCGAGGUUUCUCAAGAGGUGAAGACACUGUUGCCCACCACCAGAAGCCAGGAUGCUGAGGAGCUGGCUCACAUCCUGAACAAGCCCAACGUGGGGGGACUACUUCUGGCUCAUGACCGAGUGGCCGCCAGAGAAGUCCUGCCCCCCAACCCGGACGAUGGAAUCAUUGAGCGAGCGUCGCAGUACACGGAAGACACCGUCAAGAUCGUUCGCAUCGACAAGUCACAGGAAGCACUGGGUGCAACAGUGAGAAAUGAAGGAGACGCAGUUCUUAUCGCCAGAAUAGUCAAAGGGGGUGCAGCAGAGAAAAGUGGUUUGUUACAUGAAGGAGAUGAGGUUCUGGAGAUUAAUGGCAAGGAGGUGCGGGGGAAGUCUGUCAACGAGGUCUGCGACAUGAUGGCAGAAGCUGUUGGGACGAUAACGUUCCUGCUCAUCCCAUGUCAGGACAGGAGACAGAAAGGUUUAGAUGGAGUGGUGCAUGUAAGGGCACACUUUGACUACGACCCUCUGGACGACAUGUACAUCCCGUGCCGCGAGCUGGGCCUGUCGUUCCAGAAGGGCGACAUCCUGCACAUCGUGAACCAGGACGACCCCAACUGGUGGCAGUCCUUCCGCGAGGGGGAGGAGGACCAGAGUCUGGCCGGGCUGGUGCCCAGCAGGAGCUUCCAGCAACAGAGAGAAGCUAUGAAGCAAACAUUAGAGGAUGACAAAGAACCAAAGAAGAAAGGAGGGCUGAAUGUAGGUGUGGGUUCUCCUCCCCCAGGCAAGCUACUGUGUGCCAAGAAGAACAAGAAGAAGAAAAAGAAGAAGGUGCUGUACAACGCUGCACAGAAUGAAGACUAUGACCUUGAGGAGAUCCUGACGUAUGAGGAGGUUGUGCAGUACCGGCAGCCGGCGGACAGCAGGAGACCGGUGGUGCUGAUAGGUCCGCCUAACGUGGGGCGACACGAGCUCCGACAGCGCCUCAUGGAGAGCGACCCUGAGAAGUACACGGCAGCAGUGCCACACACAAGUCGGAGCCGCAAGGACCAGGAGGUUGAUGGGAAGGAUUACCACUUCAUCCCGCGGGGCCAGUUUGAGCAGGACAUCCUGGCAGGGAAGUUUGUGGAGCACGGCGAGUAUGAGAAGAAUAUCUACGGAACCAGCCUGGACGCCAUCCGCAGGGUCAUCAACAGCAACAAAGUCUGCGUACUUAACCUCCAUCCUCAGGACGAUCAGCCAGCGGUAGCACUAAUCAGGGCGCUGAAGAUCCUGAAGAGUUCAGACCUGAAGCCCUUCAUCGUUUUCGUGGCGCCUCCAGGGCUGGAGAAGCUUCGACAACUCAGGAACAAGAUGGGGGACCAUCCAAAGGACGAAGAGUUAAGAGAGACUAUAGAGAAGGCCAGGGAGAUAGAACUCAACUUUGGGCACUACUUUGACUACGUGAUCGUGAACGGCGACCUGGACCGGGCGUACAACGAGCUGCUGCGUGAGAUCGGCAGGCUGGAGACGGAGGCGAUGUGGGUCCCAGCGGCCUGGGUCAGCUCUGCCUCCAGCACGUGAGACUGUGGUGGCCUGAAGGAAUGAAAGACGAGUGAUGAGAGACUGAAGAUGUGCUGUGUCUGAGAUGGAAGGAGAGGAAGAGUAGAGACAGAGAGGUGUACAGCCGAUCUGAGAAAGCCUUCUGAAGCAGAAAUGAAAGAAGGAAUGUUUGGAAGAAGUAAAAAGUGUUACGUGAUUGUGGAGAUAAAACGUUUUGUAUGUACAGUGCCAGAGACUGGUCCCACCAGAAAAAUGCCUUAUGAAUAUUUCGAUCUUGUAUCCAUAAUAUACAUUGUAUGCUGUACACAGGCUAGUUAAUAUUAUUAUUUGUAAUUGGAAACCAAUAGCCAUUAAAUGUGAUCAAGUACUAGAGGAUCUCAGAGAGGAUUCAGAUGAAGUUUGGCAGGACGCCAGGUUGUCGUUUCUGUGAGAAGUUGUGAUAUCUGAGAUGUUGUACUACUUACCACAGACUUGUAUAUUGUACUGACCUAUCCAUAGAUAAUUCAGCUUUUCAGUUAGAUAACUCACCUCACAGCCACAGUAGUGAUUUACCCUGGACAAACUAUUUUUGAUACCUACACUGUAAAACGUGCCGAUGAUAGGCUUGUCUCAUCCCACCUUUUGUAUGGCCAAAUCCGUGAUGGAAUAUUUUAGUAACCUUCAGAUAGGGACAUAAUAGCUAUUUUUGCAAUAAUUUAGAGUAAAUUUUAUAUAUAUGAAAUGUUUAUAACCCAUGUUUAGCAACUGUAUAACCUGCCUCCCUUGUAUUAUACACAUCUCCAUCUCAUUACUUACAUGUAUGUAAUGUUGCCACAGGAUUGUUCUGAUAUGACUUUUUUUGCUAUGUUAUCAGUAUUUUUUUCUGCUUCCAAUAUGUGACGUAGUUAUCCAUAGAUUCACGUUCAACCAAAAAAUUAAUUUAUACUGCUUGGCAUAAUCCAUUCUUUUGCUCCUGACACUAGUAGAUUGUUUGGAUGUACAUUUGGAAGGUAAAGAGUUUGUGAGGGAAUAUAAAGAUGUUGAGUAUUUUAGCAACUGUCCUACGCAAACUACCAAAUAGUGUGUCAACCCCCUACACGGUGCAUUUGGCUACAGUUAACAGCAGCCAGAUGCAAGGAAGCUUGCAUGAAGACAGUUAGAACCCAAGGUCAGGUUAAACAUGAUGUGCCAAAAUCACUGAAUUCUGUAAAUGUCCUUGAAUGACCUUAAAAGAGAAGCUUCUU
Molecule: messenger RNA, 4567 nt
Organism: Branchiostoma belcheri (Belcher's lancelet)
Lineage: Eukaryota; Metazoa; Chordata; Leptocardii; Amphioxiformes; Branchiostomatidae
Product: MAGUK p55 subfamily member 5-like
Exons: 20
Coding region: 222-3365 (1047 amino acids)
Biological process (GO): morphogenesis of an epithelial sheet; establishment or maintenance of epithelial cell apical/basal polarity; establishment or maintenance of polarity of embryonic epithelium
Cellular component (GO): plasma membrane; adherens junction
Molecular function (GO): protein binding
Source: RefSeq, a predicted model, not a curated record